Anguilla anguilla (European eel) is the source of this 1385-nucleotide messenger RNA. RefSeq names its product charged multivesicular body protein 4b-like. NCBI's taxonomy places the organism in Eukaryota, Metazoa, Chordata, Actinopteri, Anguilliformes, Anguillidae. Gene Ontology annotation, biological process: late endosome to vacuole transport via multivesicular body sorting pathway; vesicle budding from membrane. The coding region runs from base 212 to 886 and encodes 224 amino acids. The record is from RefSeq and is a predicted model, not a curated record. Gene Ontology annotation, cellular component: multivesicular body; cytoplasmic side of plasma membrane; ESCRT III complex. The transcript is spliced from 5 exons.
CUGGCCUGGUGGUGAAACGGGGGAAUUAUCAUCAACUGAGGCCAGAGUAGGGUGUCUCCCGCAGACAGUGUACAGGGAACAAAUACUCUGGCUUCCUAUUAACUGUAAACACGAAAAAGCAAAGAAGAGAAGAACUACAAACUCAGUGGAUUCAGAAUAAACACGAUCGGCGCUUAAUUUGGUGGUGGAGGGUAUUCUGAAGAGGGACAGGAUGUCUAUAUUCGGAAAGUUGUUCGGGAGUGGGGGUAAAGGUGGGAAAUCUCCCAGUACGCAGGAGGCGAUCCAACGACUUCGGGAAACGGAGGAGAUGUUGGCUAAAAAACAGGAGUUUUUGGAGAAAAAGAUUGACCAAGAACUCCUCAUCGCGAAAAAGAACGGCACAAAAAACAAACGAGCUGCCCUGCUGGCCCUCAAGCGCAAGAAGCGCUACGAGAAGCAGCUGUUCCAGAUCGACGGCACGCUGUCCACCAUCGAGUUCCAGCGGGACGCGCUGGAGAACGCCAACACCAACACCGAAGUGCUGAAGAACAUGGGCUUCGCCUCAGAGGCCUUGAAGCACGCCCAUGACCACAUGGACAUUGACAAGGUGGACGAUUUAAUGCAGGACAUCACAGAGCAGCAGGAGCUCGCGCAGGAGAUUUCGGACGCCAUCUCCAAGCCCGUGGGCUUCGGGGAGGAAUUUGAUGAGGAUGAGCUAUUGGCUGAGCUGGAAGAGCUGGAGCAAGAGGAGUUGGACAAGAACCUUCUGGAAAUCCGGGGCACCGAGGACGUGCCCCUGCCCAGUGUGCCCUCCUCGUCGCUGCCCUCCAGGCCAGCAAAGAAAAAGGAAGAGGAGGAUGAAGAUGACAUGAAAGACCUGGAGCGAUGGGCCAUGGAGGCCAUGUAGGCCGGGGACUCGAAUCCCGAACCUUCGGACCUCAGACUUCGCACCUCGAACGCUGUUCCCCUGUGUUGGAAGGAAAGAGAGGACUUUCUCAUUCUCUGAUGUGGUUGUUCUUUGUGUUUGGGGGGGAAAAAUGUUUUUUUUUUUUUUUUUUUUAAACCAACAAAACAAAUGCAACAAAAAAAAGAGACGAAUGCCGCAGCUAGCUGUAGCUCCAGAGCGAACGAGGAGAGCAGCGGCAAACCCCAAACAAAGUCUCUCACCUCUGAAACGGUUACUCUAAAAAAAAACGUUUUAAAAAAUCGGUGUGUUUUUGUAGGUCCUUGACACAUCCAUGGCCUUGCAUCCAAACCUAAAGCUUUGAUCAUUAUGUGAACUCCACGUCAUAGGAAGCUGUUGCUAUUUCCGCACGUGUGCCUCCUGUCAGGAUGAGUGUACACCAAGCCUGUGGCUCCAGACUAGAGAGACUGACUCUUUCUGCAGGAGAAAUCAGACCGUAUCC